AUGGCCUACCAGAGCGGUGGCAAUCACUCGCCUCCGGGCUACGAUGAAGGCGCUGCUGGUCAUCAACUCCAAGACAUCGGUCAUGGUAACAACUACGAAGAGGAAGCAUCCCACGGGUUGUUAGCAAACCAACAAGGCCCAUUCACAGGUCCCUUUGACGACCCGCAGCAGCGUGGGCUGUCUCCUCAGCGGCCAACUUCGGGUUAUAGCUUGACCGAAACAUAUGCACCAGAGGCCGCCUAUCAUGACCCCUACAGCGGCGGUGCCUCUGUGUACUCCGCACAGUCGGGAGAGACCCCGGCUGCUGCCUUUGGUGUUCCUGGCCGCGUCGCUUCCCCCUAUGCACGCAGUGAGACUUCGUCGACAGAAGCCUGGCGCCAGCGCCAGGCCCCCAACGGAGGGGGCGGUGGUGGUGGUGGCAAUUUGCGCCGGUAUGCGACUAGAAAGGUCAAGCUGGUGCAGGGCUCAGUCUUGAGUGUGGACUAUCCCGUUCCUAGCGCUAUUCAGAACGCCAUCCAAGCCAAGUACAGAAACGACCUCGAGGGUGGUAGCGAGGAAUUCACGCAUAUGCGAUAUACCGCGGCGACUUGUGAUCCCAACGAAUUCACCCUCCACAACGGUUACAAUCUUCGUCCCGCCAUGUACAACAGACACACCGAAUUGCUCAUCGCCAUCACCUAUUACAACGAAGACAAGACCCUCACAGCCCGGACUUUGCACGGUGUUAUGCAGAACAUCCGGGAUAUUGUGAACCUGAAGAAGUCGGAGUUUUGGAACAAGGGAGGCCCUGCCUGGCAGAAGAUUGUGGUUGCAUUGGUCUUCGACGGUAUCGACCCUUGCGACAAAGAUGUGUUGGAUGUGCUGGCCACGGUCGGUGUCUACCAAGAUGGUGUCAUGAAGCGUGACGUUGAUGGCAAGGAGACGGUGGCUCACAUCUUCGAGUAUACGACGCAGCUUUCCGUGACUCCCAACCAGCAGCUGAUUCGGCCUACCGAUGAUGGUCCCAGCACUCUCCCUCCAGUGCAAAUGAUGUUCUGCUUGAAGCAGAAGAACAGCAAGAAGAUCAACUCGCAUCGUUGGCUCUUCAACGCUUUCGGCCGCAUCCUCAACCCGGAGAUCUGCAUUCUGCUCGAUGCCGGUACCAAGCCAGGUCCCAAGUCCCUUCUCGCCUUGUGGGAGGCUUUCUAUAACGACAAGGAUUUGGGAGGCGCUUGCGGUGAAAUCCACGCCAUGUUGGGUAAGGGCUGGAAGAACCUGAUCAACCCGCUGGUCGCAGCCCAGAACUUCGAGUAUAAGAUCAGUAACAUUCUGGAUAAGCCUCUGGAAAGUUCCUUCGGCUAUGUCUCUGUGUUGCCCGGUGCUUUCUCGGCUUACAGAUUCCGCGCAAUCAUGGGUCGUCCUCUUGAGCAAUAUUUCCACGGUGAUCACACCCUUUCCAAGCAGCUGGGUAAGAAGGGUAUCGAGGGUAUGAACAUUUUCAAAAAGAACAUGUUCUUGGCCGAAGAUCGUAUCCUGUGUUUCGAGUUGGUCGCCAAGGCAGGCUCUAAAUGGCACCUGUCCUAUGUCAAGGCCUCGAAAGCCGAAACCGAUGUGCCUGAAGGUGCUCCGGAAUUCAUUUCUCAGCGUCGUCGGUGGUUGAACGGUUCUUUCGCCGCCGGUAUUUACUCUUUGAUGCACUUCGGACGCAUGUACAAGAGUGGACACAACAUCAUUCGCAUGUUUUUCCUUCACAUUCAGAUGCUUUAUAACGUGUUCUCGACGAUCUUGACCUGGUUCUCUUUGGCCUCUUACUGGCUUACAACGUCCGUCAUCAUGGACCUUGUCGGGACCCCCAGUCAAAGCAACGGCAACACCGGUUUCCCCUUCGGUACUACGGCGACACCCAUCAUCAACACUCUUGUCAAAUACGCAUAUCUCGGUUUCUUGCUGUUGCAGUUCAUUCUCGCCCUUGGUAACCGACCUAAGGGUUCCAAGUUCUCCUACCUUGCGUCGUUUGUGGUAUUCGGUAUCAUCCAGCUAUACGUUGUUGUUGACGCACUCUACCUGGUCGUCCGCGCUUUCAGCGGGAGUGCUCCGAUGGAUUUCGAUACGUCUCACGGUGUGGGAGCCUUUCUUGGGUCGUUCUUUGGUUCCACGGGUGCCGGUAUCAUCAUCAUCGCCCUUGCUGCCACUUUCGGUCUGUACUUUGUGGCCUCGUUCAUGUAUAUGGACCCGUGGCACAUGUUCACCUCGUUCCCUGCGUAUAUGGCCGUGCAGUCGUCGUACAUCAACAUCCUGAAUGUCUAUGCCUUCAGCAAUUGGCACGAUGUGUCCUGGGGUACCAAGGGUUCGGACAAGGCUGAUGCACUCCCUUCUGCCAAAACGACCAAGGAGAACGAUGGUAAGGAGGCCGUGAUUGAAGAAAUCGACAAGCCGCAGGCCGAUAUUGACAGCCAGUUCGAGGCUACUGUGAAACGGGCAUUGACGCCUUAUGUGCCGCCGGUUGAGAAGGAGGAGAAGAGCUUGGAUGACUCAUACAAGAGUUUCCGUACCCGCCUGGUGACGUUUUGGAUCUUCAGUAAUGCGCUGCUUGCGGUCUGUAUCACUAGCGACGGCGUGGAUAAGUUCGGCUUCACGAACUCUGCUACCACCCGGACAUCGCGUUUCUUCCAGGCGCUGUUGUGGUCGAACGCCGUUGUGGCCCUCUUCCGUUUCAUCGGAGCCUGCUGGUUCUUGGGUAAGACGGGAGUGAUGUGCUGCUUCGCCCGGCGGUAG
This is a messenger RNA of Aspergillus aculeatus ATCC 16872, 2754 nucleotides long. RefSeq names its product chitin synthase class III (gene chsG). Gene Ontology annotation, molecular function: chitin synthase activity. The transcript is spliced from 6 exons. Gene Ontology annotation, cellular component: cell septum; cell periphery. The record is from RefSeq and is a predicted model, not a curated record. The coding region runs from base 1 to 2754 and encodes 917 amino acids. NCBI's taxonomy places the organism in Eukaryota, Fungi, Ascomycota, Eurotiomycetes, Eurotiales, Aspergillaceae.